AUGAUGCAUAACAAUGAUAGCAUAUUUAGGUCUUAUGAUAUAUUUAAUAUCAUCGAUAGAUGCUCACAGCGAAAUAGCGAAAGUAACGAAGACGAGUGCAAAAUAGCCGACCUAUGUGUGCACGACAAGGUGCCAAUGUGUGCGAUCGACUCUUGUGGCGAAAUGAGAACUUUUAUAGACAUUUGUGACAUGCAUGAGUUCAACUGUGACAGCAAGAAAGAUUUCAAACAGAGACCGAUACACGAGUGCUGGGUGACCUGUAAGCGAGGUCGUUCCUUCAAGAGGGCAGAAUUCAAUGACUGCAGCAAAAACACCAAAACUAGGACUGUAAAUCUAGCUCAGACGUAG
Molecule: messenger RNA, 348 nt
Organism: Spodoptera littoralis (African cotton leafworm)
Lineage: Eukaryota; Metazoa; Arthropoda; Insecta; Lepidoptera; Noctuidae
Source: the annotation of a GenBank genome assembly